CGUGUUAUCACGCUGCGUAUUGGCUCGGGCCAGACCCACGUUUUCAAUCCACGUGUUGAGCUCAACGUCAACACGCUACGGGAUCGGGGGCAGCGAAGGUGAUGACUAGGGGUGUGAGGAUAUCACGGCUGGGGCCAUGAUAUCUCCCCGAUGUCAUGGUCCCCUCUUCUGCUUUCGUUGCGUCUUCUGGCUUCCCCUGGGCCGCGCACGUGCCUCUGGCCAUGAUUUGCGAACCUCCCUCUUGGAUGCCGCCCUUUUGGACACCCCCGAGUUUCGGCCGCGAAGUCCGAACUUGAUGCUUGCUGGAGGUCUGAGGUUGCACCGCAUCUGGAGAGCAUUCAGACCCCCUGACCGGCUCCAAAUCCGAACCCUACCCUGUCCGAUUAACGACCCAGGUAACUCGAUGGGUGGCGUGGGUAGGUUUCUGAAUUUCUCGAUCACGUGGCGAAAUCCGUACCCUACCACCGCCUCGCAGCGGUUCGGAAGAAUCGAUGGUUGUGGGGGUAGGGUUCGGAUGUCGCCACCUAGGGUUGGGCUCCGGAGGUGCUGGGCGCUCGCAUGGGGCCGCUCGAGAUCGUCGCCUGCGGUACCAUGCUUCUGCCAGUGCUGGCCGUAGUCGGGGCCGGCGUGGGCGUCGUGGCCGGCCUGAUGGUGGGGCUGACCCUGGGCGUCGCGGCCGCGCCCCUGACGCUCGGGUUCUCGAUGGUGUUGAGCCCCAUGUCGUGGAUCUGGCUGGGGGCAGCGCUGGGAGCGUUCGGGGCCUGCACAUGCGGCGCGAGGCUGUGCGUGCUGUGGGUCGAGAACGCCCUCCUCUACCACCCGAGGCCGUACUAUGACGGGGACCCCGAGGAGGGCGUGCUCUACUUGGGGGGCGAGCCCUACGAGCUCGAGUGGGUGUGCUGCCCGCUGCCCGUACCGCGGGGGCCAGGGGGCCAGCCAGGCGGGGCCAGCCCAGCGCCGGAGCUGCACCGCAGCUUGCUGCUGCGGCCGCAGAAGUGGGGCGCGUCGGUCAUGUGGGUUGUGUUCGGCGGCAACGCGAUGCUCGCCAGCGAUUGGUACCCCUUCUGCAACCAGCUGUGCAGGCUGCAGGGGCGCCGCGGCGGCGCCAGCGCCGCCUUCCUGCUCUUCGACUUCCCCGGCUACGGCGGCAACCCUGGGAGGACCUCGCCAGCCGCCACGUUGACCGCGUCGCUCUGCUCUCUGCGUGCGGCGCUGGCGCGCUUCGAUGCCGGACCGCCAGAGGUCAACCUGCUGGGGCACAGUCUCGGCGCCGCUGCGGCCGCGCAGCUGGCCGCGCACCUGGCCAUCACGGGCGCGCCCGCUGGGAGGCUGGUGCUCUCCGCGCCGUUUACCAGCAUCCCGCACGUGGCGGUGCACCUGCUGCAGCGCGCGGCGGGCUUCGUGUGGCAGAGGGCGGCGCCGCCCCGGCUCAGGAGGCCCUGCUCGGCGACCGCCCGCACGGACCUCUCCAGGCGGCUGGGGCGGCCGCCCGCGGGCUUCUGGUCGCGGGGCUUGCCGCGGUCACGCCCCACCGCUGGGGCAACGUCGCGCCCGUGCGUGCGGCCGCCCGCGCGGGCUGGCAGGUGGGCAUCAUCCACGGCGAGAAGGACCUGCUGGUGCCGGCCGGCAUGGGCCGCGAGCUUCACGACGCGGCGAGCGCGGCCGCCCUCGACGCUGCCCCCCGUGGGCGGCUCGGCGGCCCCGCGCGGCUCGUGCUGCUCAAUGGGAGGUCCCCCGCAGCGGCGGAGGCUUCGGCGGCGAGUCCGCUCUGUGGCUUCGUGGAGGUGCCCGGAGCGCACCACGGCAACUCGCUGCUGCUCGGCGCCGCCAGUUGUGCAGAGCUCAUGGGCCUCGUGUGAGGUGGCAGGAUCGGCGCGCUGGUUGAUCCAGGUCCUUCUACGAAGCUGCAGUCAUUUAGAUUUUCCCAGGCCUCAUAUACAGCUGCCUUGGCUGCUAAGGCACCCCUGCUUGUAGUUUUUUAGCGAGAAUAUUGGUAAUUGCACAGCCAAGCAAACACAACAUGUCCACCUGCCAUGAGGAAUUCUCACGCAGGUCACAGGCUGACACCUGCUCUGCCCCAGUGCGCAAUCGCAGCACAAUGUGUAAAACACCAUUCGGCUUGUUCCUGCACCGUCUAGAUGCAGCUGCUUCCCACCCUUCUUGCCAGGAUCGCCACCACCCUGCGACUGGAUGUCUUCCUGUGGUGCGCGACAGUAAAAAGAAGAGGCGCGGGUGGGAGGGCCAGGAAGGCAUGACGAUCUCCUUUUCGGAUGGUUGCCCA
Molecule: messenger RNA, 2281 nt
Organism: Prorocentrum cordatum
Lineage: Eukaryota; Dinophyceae; Prorocentrales; Prorocentraceae
Source: the annotation of a GenBank genome assembly